Molecule: messenger RNA, 2238 nt
Organism: Trichosporon asahii var. asahii CBS 2479
Lineage: Eukaryota; Fungi; Basidiomycota; Tremellomycetes; Trichosporonales; Trichosporonaceae
Exons: 1
Coding region: 1-2238 (745 amino acids)
Source: RefSeq, a predicted model, not a curated record
AUGGGCGUUAGCAGUAAGCAGACAGCAGACGGCACUCUGAUGGCCCCCUCGUCGUCCACUCCUAUGACUACCCUCAACGAGGAGGUCACGAUCAAUGCCAACCCCGUCGCCGCCACUCCCACUGCCACCGCACCGGCUGUGAUGGAUGCCAACGAAUGUGCUAGCUCGGGGAGCGACAGCCCUACUUCGUCGGACACGCCUCCGACCACCCCCGACACCAGCAACUCCUCUGACCUCGACGAUGACUCGCCCAAGUCCAAGGACAAGGGUAAGGCCAAGGCUGUCCCUGUCGACGACGACGACGAGACCGACAGCGCGCCCGUGUCCCCUGCGUGGUCCGAGCGUUUUGGUGACGACGACCCAUUCAUGUUGGACGACCUGGAGGCGGCCAUCAUGGAGUCACACAGGUCCGCCUUGACGGAGCCCAAGCUCGGCGAGUCCUCGCGCAACAACAGCAUCAGCACCGAUAGUUCGUCCAGCGGCAGUCCCACCACCAUUAACUCAAUCGGCAGCGGCACGCUCUCGACCUCUCCCGACCAAGCGUACGCCGAGUUCUGGCCCCGUGGCAGCGCGCAGUCUGCCGCCCGUGCCCUGGUCCGUCUUGCUGAUGCGGACUACAGCAUCCUCGAGACAGACCUGGAGGCCGACACACAGUCCUCGCCCCCUUCGCACCCCUCGCCUCAUCCGUACUCGAACGAGCCAUUCCUCUUCGCCAACCCCGGACCGCCCGAUUUGACCGACCUGUUGGCCCAGGCGCAAAGUGACAGCAUCGAGCCUUCUUCGACCGAGGCGACACGCGCUCCUUCGCCUAUGCCGUCCGAGUCGGUCUUCAACCAGCCCCCCGUCUCGGCCAUCACUGCCAGUGACGCCUUCAUACCCCUGUACGAGGACAGCUUCCCGACGACCUACGAGCCGUUCCGCCUCUCCGCCCAGCGCGCCUUUGCGUCGCGCGACGGCGGGGGAGAUGCAGAGUCGGACCUGCCGUCGCUCACGCGCUCAAGCAAUGAGACGCUGCUCACCUGGCGCGGGUCCGAGUACACUGACAGCGUCGACAGCUCGCCCAGCCUCACGUUCACCGUGCGCGAGAUGGUCGAGACGCGCGCUCCCUUCGUUGAGCGUCCGCCCAGCGUUGCCAGCGCCACCAGUGCGACUGGUCAGCUGGUCAUGCCCGAUGCACCUACGGCGACUCUUCCAACCAUGCAGCAGCUGCGCCGCCUCGACAUUGGCGAUGAUGGGCUGUCGACUCGCCACUGGGACGAGGAGCACUGGGAGCAGCGCUCGCGGAACUUCGAGUCCCCCGACCCCUUCGUCCAGGAGAACGAGGAGCCCGCUGCCUCUGAGGCUGGUGACGCCGCCACUGAGGUUUCCGCCCGGAGCACCGCCCAGGAGAUGGCUCAAGUGCCUCUCGUUCAGGCCCUGGAGGCUGCCGAGGAGCAGGACAUCGCCGACGUCAGCCUAGCUCUGGACGACAUGAACCCCUUCUCCGCCACUCCCAUCACCGCUGAGGCCGACACUGAGGCCGAGACCACCGAGUCCACUGAGAUCGCCGACGUCAGUCUCUCGCUCGACACUCCUCCCGCCGGAGCGACGGCGCCCACCGCCAUGCUCAUCGGCCGUAUCCCCGCGAUCGCGCCGGCCGAGUAUCCCGUCGUGCGUCUCCGUCGCGGCGUGCUGCCCAUCCGUCGCCAUGCGCUGCGUGUGGCCGACAUCGAGACCGCUCGUGCUAAGCGUGCCGAGCGUGCUGAGCGUGCUGCCGCCACUGCCACUGAGACCAGUGAGGCCGCUGCCUCUCCCGAGUCAGCCGAUCACACUUGUGCCGGUGAUUCUGUCUCCGCCGUCGCCAGUCUCGUCGACGGUAUCGUCGCCAGGGCUGUCGCCGCCAGUGCCUCCCUGACGCCCUGCCCUUUCCCGCCUUACUACCCCGCCCCCUCUCCUCCCCCUAUUACGCCGACGCCGCCCAACACGCCCGUCAACGACUCCGCCUCGCCCUCUGGGGGCCCGCUGCAUGCGGCACUGGGCUUGACUCUCGGCACGUUCCGCGAUGUUCGUGGCCGUGCGGCCCGGUUCUGGCGCGGCUUCCUCAACUUCCGCCUCGAGAGCGAGGGAGGCCAGCCCCCCGCCCUCGCCGUCAUUGUGCUCAUGACGCUGCUCGCGCUCUGCGUCCCCCUCAUGAGCCGCUACUUCCCCUUUGACGAGUCUAUGGCUGAGAUCUGGCGCCGCCGCUUUGGCCAUCAGUAG